GGCAAUGUGUCCUCGCAGGACGGGAGGAUAUUCUGCCGGAGGACAGCCUGUGACUGCGAGAACCCCAGCGCUGAUCUCUUCUGCUGCCCGGAGUGCGACACCCGUGUCACCAGCCAGUGCCUCGACCAAACUGGGCACAAGCUCUACCGCAGUGGGGACAACUGGACCUACAGCUGUCAGCAGUGCCGUUGCCUGGAAGGAGAGGUGGAUUGUUGGCCUCUUCUGUGCCCGAAUCUAAACUGCGAGUACACAGCCAUCUCGGAAGGGGAGUGCUGUCCCCACUGUGUCAGUGACCCCUGUCUGGCUGACAACAUCACCUACGACAUCAGGAAAACCUGUCUAGAUGGUUAUGGAAUUACAAGACUUAGCGGCGCUGUAUGGACAAUGGUGGGAUCUCCUUGUACAACCUGCAAAUGCAAGAAUGGGAACGUCUGCUGCUCGGUGGAUUUAGAGUGUCUCAACAAUAACUGACGUAGUCAGACUGGACUGUGCCGAGGGAGGAAAACUGAUGAAGUUAACACCUGAAAUGAAGUCGUAUGCGUUGGCGUUUUAUACAACAGACAAUUACCAAAGUCUCCGCACGAGGAAGAUGUUUGGGAGUUGCCUUUGGGACCUAUCACUAUGCUCAUCCUUGCUAGCCUUGUCUGGGUGACUUACAGUACAGCGCAUAUAAGUCAAUGGUUGUUAAAAGUUUUCAGUGUUGUAAAUGACACACUUUUCCUGUCAAGACAUUUGCAAAUAUGUUUAAAUUAUCUCAUGGGUAAACUGAUGCUGUAUUUUUGUUUUAAUUUGUGUAUUGACCACACGAUAGAAUUCAGCUCUUCUUACUUUGGAUCUAGAUUUUACAAAUAAGACAGCCUGUUGUGAUUUUGUCCCAUGAUAUCACGUACUUAGUUCCAAGGUCCCGGUCAGAUGUAUUUAUGAAAAUAUGUAUGUAUGUACAGUCAAAUUGCAUAGUACUUAUAUUUCACAGC
Messenger RNA from Pelecanus crispus (Dalmatian pelican), 974 nucleotides. NCBI's taxonomy places the organism in Eukaryota, Metazoa, Chordata, Aves, Pelecaniformes, Pelecanidae. The record is from RefSeq and is a predicted model, not a curated record.